UUCAUCAAGCAUCUAUACAUCUUAGAAUUUAUGGACAUUCUCGAAGGUGCUCUAGCAUUAGUAGACAUUUCAACAUUUGGCGUUAUAACGCCCAGUUUGUUUUCACCAUUGAAGAAACCAAACCUAGGACAAUUGACAAUCUUUAUUAGCUGCGCUACCGUUUUCACGAGGCCUCCAAGGCAAACCACAUAUUCUAGUAACGAAUAUGGACAUUCCGACAUUGUCUUUCGAAACCAAUCGAAUGCAACAGCAUCGUCCAAAGACCAAACUACCGCUAAUUGGCUUUUCCAACCAUAUGAAAUCACGGUUCGACCAGUAACUUUGUUAUCGUUAUUAAUAAUAAUACUUGCUGGGUAUAAUUAUACCGGAGAAUAUCGUCAAGAGAUUCAGCUAUGUGAACCGUCAUUAACUGAAGGAGACAACAUCACAUGGAUUGAAUUACCACGCGCCAAAGAACCUGAGGAUUAUAUUUUGCUUAGCAGUGGAGCAUUUGUCUUCAAACGUUUUUAUAUGGAUGAAUUUGAAGAAGAGUUUUGGGUUGAACCGAUUAAUUGGCCGGACUUUGACAAAGAAAUACUUGCAGAUAUUAUGAGCUUCAAGCUGCAAGAGAGCGUUUUUCAGGAUAAAAAUAUCCCGGCUGUCACGCUCAAACGCGUACGCGAUAAUAGUGCUAGGUUUGCGCCUAAGAUUAAAGACAUUGAAUUGGCUGUUCAGAAUGGCACCUAUGUUGAUGAUAGGAGUAUUUAUGUACGUUGGGUGGAUGAAAACCUGAGAUUUGGGUUGUUCGCAGGGCGUGACUUUGAGAUCGGGGAACUUCUUGGCAUAUACACUGGCGAAUAUGUGGGCGGCAGGGUAGAACUCGAAUAUGCUUGGGAAUACAACUAUCUUGUUCAGGCGACAAACAAAAAGGGAGAGGCCGUCCGAUGCGUUAUUGAUGCCAGAAACAAAGGAAACUACCUGCGCUUUGCAAAUCAUAAAGACGUUGAUUAUAACGGAGAAGCGACAUAUGUUAUGUAUAAUAACAUGUGGUUUGUGCUUUAUGUUGUCAAGAAUAAUAUCAAGGCCCACGAGCAAAUCUUUGUUAAUUAUGGUGAAGCCUAUUGGGCGGAUAGGACAAAAUAUUAA
Paraglomus occultum is the source of this 1125-nucleotide messenger RNA. The record is from the annotation of a GenBank genome assembly. NCBI's taxonomy places the organism in Eukaryota, Fungi, Glomeromycota, Glomeromycetes, Paraglomerales, Paraglomeraceae.